AUGGGAAAUUGCUGUGCUACCCCUGCUGUAAAAGGCGAAGACACAACCAACAAAAAAACCAAAAAGCCUAAAAAGGAAAAUCCCUUCGCCAUCGAUUACGGUUUCAACAGCAACAAAACCUCAAGCUCAAAACUCACCGUUUUGAAGGAUCCAACCGGCCGCGAAAUCGAGACACGUUACGAGCUUGGUCGUGAACUCGGUCGAGGUGAAUUUGGCGUAACUUAUCUUUGUACAGACAAGGAAACCAGAGAGGAGCUAGCGUGCAAGUCGAUUUCGAAGAAGAAGCUUAGAACUGCUAUUGAUAUUGAAGAUGUUAGGAGAGAAGUUGAAAUCAUGAAGCAUAUGCCGCCGCAUAAUAAUAUUGUUACGUUGAAAGAUACUUAUGAAGAUGAUAAUGCUGUGCAUCUUGUUAUGGAGCUUUGUGAAGGUGGAGAGCUUUUUGAUCGGAUUGUUGCCAGGGGUCAUUAUACUGAACGCGCCGCCGCGGCUGUUACCAAAACUAUCGUUGAAGUUGUUCAGAUGUGCCAUAAACAUGGUGUGAUGCAUAGAGAUCUCAAGCCGGAGAAUUUUUUGUUUGCGAAUAAGAAGGAAACCGCAGCUUUGAAAGCUAUAGAUUUUGGUUUGUCGGUGUUUUUUAAACCAGGUGAAAGAUUUAAUGAGAUAGUUGGAAGUCCAUAUUACAUGGCUCCGGAGGUAUUGAAGAGAAAUUAUGGCCCAGAAGUAGAUAUUUGGAGUGCUGGAGUUAUUCUAUACAUCUUACUUUGUGGUGUGCCUCCAUUUUGGGCAGAAACUGAGCAAGGAGUUGCACAAGCAAUUAUACGAUCUGUUGUUGAUUUCAAAAGGGACCCAUGGCCUAAAGUUUCUGAUAAUGCGAAAGAUCUUGUAAAGAAGAUGCUAAAUCCUGAUCCAAAACGGCGACUUACAGCACAAGAAGUGUUAGACCAUCCGUGGUUAAUAAAUGCAAAGAAAGCACCCAACGUUUCGUUAGGAGAAACAGUUAGAGCAAGACUAAAGCAGUUUUCCGUAAUGAACAAGCUCAAGAAAAGAGCUUUGAGGGUUAUUGCCGAGCAUUUGUCGGUAGAAGAAGCAGCGGGACUAAAAGAGGGAUUCAAGCUUAUGGAUACAAGCAACACAGGCAAAAUCAACAUUGAUGAACUACGGAUAGGUUUGCAUAAACUAGGCCAUCAAAUUCCAGAUGCUGACGUCCAAAUUCUUAUGGAAGCUGGUGAUGUAGACAGGGACGGGUACCUAGAUUAUGGGGAGUAUGUUGCGAUUUCAGUUCAUUUGAGAAAGAUGGGAAAUGAUGAACAUCUUCACAAAGCCUUUGAAUUCUUUGAUCAGAACCAAACUGGGUAUAUUGAGAUUGAGGAGCUUCGCAAUGCAUUAUCCGAUGAAAUUGAAGAAACAAACAGUGAAGAGGUCAUUAGUGCAAUUAUGCAUGAUGUGGACACGGAUAAGGACGGAAAGAUAAGUUACGAAGAAUUCGCGAACAUGAUGAAGGCCGGGACAGAUUGGAGAAAGGCAUCAAGGCAGUAUUCGCGAGAGAGGUUCAACAGUCUGAGCCUGAAAUUGAUGAAGGACGGGUCAUUACAAUUAAACAACGAAAAACAAUGA
This is a messenger RNA of Lathyrus sativus (Indian pea), 1614 nucleotides long. Lineage: Eukaryota; Viridiplantae; Streptophyta; Magnoliopsida; Fabales; Fabaceae. The record is from the annotation of a GenBank genome assembly.